AACCCAAACCACAAACUUCUGAACUUCCCUCCGGAAGGAGAACAGGAAGGCACUCAGGCAGGAAUAGACUCCUUUUUCUGCCCACGCCUUGUGGCGUGCACGUCCGGUGCGCAUGCGCACCCGAGAAGCUGGGAUUGGGCCGGUCUAGUUGGCUGGGUUGAGGUCAUUUCCGAGGCGGGAGGAUGAAGUUGAUUGAUCAUGGUCUCUCAGGCAACCAGAAAGAGUCUGCUGAAGAGGAGGGCCAUGGACUUGAUCACCUCUACAGCCAUCCUGCCCUUGCUGUUUGGCUGCCUGGGCAUCUUUGGCCUCUUCCGGCUGCUGCAGUGGAUUCGCAUGAAGGCCUACCUGAGGAAUGCUGUGGUGGUGGUCACAGGUGCCACCUCAGGGCUGGGGAGAGAAUGUGCCAAAGCCUUCUAUGCUGCCGGUGCUAAGUUGGUGUUGUGUGGCCGGAAUGUGGAGGGCCUCGAGGAACUCGUCAGAGAGCUCACAGCUUUUCGUUCCCCACAGAAGCAGACACACAAGCCCUACACAGUGACCUUCGACCUCACAGACCCUAGGGCUGUCAUGGCUGCAGGAGCUGAGAUCCUGCAGUGCUUUGGCUAUGUGGACAUCCUCAUCAAUAAUGCUGGCAUUAGCUACCGUGGGGCCAUCAUGGACACCACAGUGGAUGUGGACAAGAAGGUUAUGGAGACAAACUACUUUGGCCCUGUUGCUUUAACAAAAGCGCUCCUGCCAUCCAUGAUCAAGAGGAGGCGAGGCCACAUCGUCACCAUCAGCAGUGUCCAAGGAAAAAUUAGCAUUCCUUUCCGAUCAGCCUACUUGGGACAGCCUCAUCUGCUCUCACCCCUCAAGGCCCAGACACAGCCCUGUCAGGAAGAAGAUGCAGCCUCCAAGCAUGCAACCCAGGCAUUCUUUGACUGCCUGCGUGCUGAAAUGGAACAGGAUGAAAUCAAGGUGACUGUCAUCAGCCCUGGCUAUAUCCGCACCAACCUCUCUGUAAAUGCUGUCACCAGUGAUGGGUCCAGAUAUGGAGCUAUGGACAGAAACACAGCCCAGGGCCGGAGCCCUGCAGAGGUGGCCCAGGAUGUUCUUGCUGCUGUGGGGAAGAAGAAGAAAGAUGUGAUCCUGGCUGACUGGGUGCCUUCCUUGGCCAUUUAUCUUCGAAAUCUGGCUCCUGGGCUCUUCUUUAGCAUCAUGGCCUCCAGGGCCAGGAAAGAGCAGAAAUCCAAGAACUCCUAAUGUGGAUCAGAGCUGGGGCUGAGAAGCAACAACUUCCUGGGCUUGGUUGCUCUACAAGGGACAACUUCAUUUGUGGCUCGGCCCCUGCCCCUGGAGAGCAGGACAAACCAGGCAACAAGCUUCUUCCCAAGAUGAGGGGUAAAUGCAUGAGGAAUAAAUGUGGAGCAGGGUUUAAACUAAUUACAAAUUAAAUGACUGGAACAGUAAGUCAUAGUCUUCAAGGGCUAGAGGAACCACAUGUCCUUUGAAUUCCAGCCCCACCAACUCCUAGAAAUGGCUCAACUAUUCUUAUAUUUGACUUAUCCAAGACCAUCUCCCUGAUUGUUUUGGCACAGAGACAACCUCCAGUGCUUGAGGGUGAAGGGUGUAGCUUCAGAAACUCAUAUGUUUCCAGGGCCCUGUGAUGGCUCAUUGAGCAUAGAAGCCAGGCUAGUGUGUGGUGGCUUAUUUGGUAUAUCCCAAGUAAUGUCAACUCUAGCACCAACAGGAGUUCCUCACGUUCCUUCGGACUCUCAGUGUAUCCAUGUAAGAUGUUAGGCACCCCUUCAAGCAGAAGAUUAAAUUAUUAAAGAGACACCAGCCAAAUGGAGAGACCCCUGAUGGCCCCAGAUACCCUAGAACACGAAGCCCUGGGAGAUGAGUCUAAAACACCCCUGGUCUCCUGGUGGAAAGAGUACCUUAAAUGGGAACUAGUUGGAACAUCUGCCUUUCUAUUAAAAAUACGUGGUUGAGAUUCACUGAGUAGGUCAACUUCAUUUCUGAGGUUUUAGAAAUUUUUCCUACUACUGAAACUGAAUAUUGGAAUAGUAGUUCCAUUGUAGAUGUCCCCAAAUUUGGAAUAAAAAUCACCUAGUCUGUCAUGUUGACAUCUUGCACUGUAUCCCAACUCUAGCCAUGUCAAGCUUCUAUUUUAAACAGCUGCCCCCAAAAGAUGAUAAAAAUAGCUACAACAGUCUAGGGUUAGGGAAUCAGAGGCUUUCCAGUUUCCUGGGAGUAGGAGGACCUGUAGGUGAUUAGAUCUGCUCCAGGUCACAGUAGUACACCCUGGACAGAUCCAGGAACCUCUGGUGAAAUGCAAAUACAAAUGAUGGGUGCUGCUUCAUUUUCCACGUAAAUCAUCUGCACCUGUCCUGGCUUGGGAGAAAGGGCUUCUCAGUGUUCACAGUAGAUCCCAGUACCAGAGUCACUGGAGCCAAGGUGGCAGCAACUGUUCUAGACUUCUAGAGCUUCCUUCCAACCUCCCCACCCCCAACCCAGGUUGAAUGAGGCUGCCCAGCACCAGCAGGCUACCAGUGGCUGGUAGCAAAAUGACUCUCUUCCUCUAAAAAGAACAGAAUAUCUCUCCUUAGACACUUGAUGACUGGCAUGUGCAAAAAGGCCUAUAUCCAUCUGUUGACCUUUCCUCUCCAUUAAAUAAAAUGGUCAACCCUGAUGGAUAUACUACACUACAAGCUUACUGACAGCAUAUUCUAUCCUCAAAGACAGGGAACAUCACAUCUAUUUGUAGUGCUGGGGAUAGGACCCAGGCCUUGCACACCUACACAAGUGUUCUACCACUGACCUACAGCCCCAGCACUUCUCACCUAACAUUUUUAAAACUUGUUUUCUAAAACUUACUUUAGAAGAAUAUAAUGCAAACAGUAUUUAUAAAAAUCUAGCUGGAUACAGCUCCUUGCCAAGAGGCUGACCAUGAGGCUUUUUAAGGUGGCUGGCAAAUCAUAGAGGUAUAGAAGUCACACAAACCAGCACCAGACUGAUGCUCGUUUUAGCCUCAAAGACUAAAGACCCAGAGAACCUGGGAUCACCCUUGCCAUUCCUACAUUGAGACAACCCUGAAUUGUCCCUUCCUGGAGAGAGCACUGGUUUGAACACAUAGGACCUCCUGAGGCAGCCCUGGGACUGUUCUAACAUGGACAGGAGUUGACAGCCUUCCUGUGGACGAGGCCUGCCAAGUGCCCACCUUAAGGCAGCUCAGCCAUGGCCUGGCUUCAGCUUGUGGCCUCUAAGCAACCUUCAUUUUGCUCUUGGAUUUUUCAAACCAGUGUUUGAGCAGUGCCCAUCAUGAAUAGCUCUGUUGCCGUUGUUUUACUAUCCUCAAAGGUUAGUGGUUUUUUGGCCCACUUUCCUCAAGUUCUGCUGGGAGGUCUGAAAAGCAUGAUUUUUAAUUGGUUUUGCUUUAUAUAUCUGAUAAAGUUUAAAGACACUUUC
Molecule: messenger RNA, 3447 nt
Organism: Heterocephalus glaber (naked mole-rat)
Lineage: Eukaryota; Metazoa; Chordata; Mammalia; Rodentia; Bathyergidae
Gene: Dhrs7b
Product: dehydrogenase/reductase 7B
Cellular component (GO): membrane
Molecular function (GO): oxidoreductase activity
Source: RefSeq, a predicted model, not a curated record